AUGGCACCACGUCGUAGCAUCAAGUGUGUUUCUAACCAAUGUAAAGCCAUUUUAAACGGCAAGACUCGAUUAACGACACAACAACGUCGUCUAUUAACACCACACAAAAGAGCCCUGCGAACUUUAGCCAACCCUCGAACCUCUGUGCGGUCCAAAAGAAAAUUGUUAAACCAAAAAGGUGGCUUUCUAGCGAUGAAGUUUACACGAAAAAUGAGAUUGGUCCCAGCAGAUGAACCAGAGAAGAUUGUGACGGUUAAACCUUACGGAGCCGUGUACGAUCAAAAUCCAGUUAAAGAAGCUUUAGAAGAAUUAAGUCAAGAAAUGCAACGUUUACUCAAGUCCAAUACUUCAGACGAUAUUAAAAUGGAUCAAUAUGGUCAAAUGUUGCAUCGAUAUCGAAUACUGCAAAAUAAAAGACAUGCACGAACCAUACCCGAGACAACAAACAACAAACAUGACGACAUCGCUUCCGUGGAAAAACCCUGA
Lottia gigantea (owl limpet) is the source of this 486-nucleotide messenger RNA. RefSeq lists its product as hypothetical. The transcript has 2 exons. NCBI's taxonomy places the organism in Eukaryota, Metazoa, Mollusca, Gastropoda, Lottiidae. The record is from RefSeq and is a predicted model, not a curated record. The coding region runs from base 1 to 486 and encodes 161 amino acids.